Zea mays is the source of this 1296-nucleotide messenger RNA. RefSeq lists its product as uncharacterized. Gene Ontology annotation, molecular function: catalytic activity. The transcript has 8 exons. Gene Ontology annotation, biological process: fatty acid beta-oxidation. Bases 78 to 995 code for a protein of 305 amino acids. The record is from RefSeq and is marked validated. NCBI's taxonomy places the organism in Eukaryota, Viridiplantae, Streptophyta, Magnoliopsida, Poales, Poaceae. Gene Ontology annotation, cellular component: mitochondrion.
GUCCUUUCGCAGUUGGCACACAUCAGAGUCCUACCAAGUGGCACCAAAGCUCGUUCUCCCGACCCCGACUGUCCCCAAUGCGCAGUCCGCGAGGCCUCCUCACCGCCUCCGGCUACCUUGCGGGCCGGCACGCUCCGUCGCCCUCCGUGUCCACCACUGGCCACAACUCCCUACUCGCUCGCACCUUCCAAAUCCUAGCCCAGCCGGAGUCCGUCCGUCUGCAGAAGCACCCGGCACCCAACUCCGGGAUCUUAGAGCUGAGGCUGGAGCGGCCGGAAGUCAAGAACGCCAUUAAUUGGGAUAUGAUGAGGAUGCUGCGGAGCGCCAUAGAGAAGAUUCAGGCCGACACGACGGCGAAGGUCGUCCUUGUUGCGAGCUCCGUGCCGGGGGCUUUCUCUGCAGGCGCCGAUCUCAAGGAAAGGAGGCUAAUGAGUUCUUCUGACGUUGGGGGGUAUGCUAGAUCCUUGAGGUCUACAUUUUCGUCUUUUGAGGCACUUCCUAUUCCAACAAUUGCUGUCAUUGAAGGAGCUGCCCUUGGUGGUGGGCUAGAACUGGCUUUGGCGUGCGAUCUUCGAAUAUGUGGAGAAAAUGCUGAACUUGGACUGCCAGAAACAAGCCUUGCUAUUAUACCUGGAGCUGGUGGUACGCAACGCCUUCCUAGGAUCAUAGGGAGGUCCAGAGCAAAGGAACUGAUAUUCACUGGCCGCAGAUGUGGUGCAGCUGAAGCUGUAACGAUGGGGUUAGCAAACUAUUGUGUUCCAGCAGGAGAGGCUUACCAGAAGGCUCUUGACAUUGCCUGUGAGAUAACCCAGAAGGGUCCCAUGGGGAUAAGAAUGGCAAAGAAGGCGAUCAAUGAGGGGGCAGAGGUUGCCGACAUGUCCUCGGCGCUGGCUAUCGAAGGGGAGUGCUACGAGCAGCUGCUUUACACGCAGGAUCGCGUUGAGGCCCUAGCUGCAUUUGCUGAGAAGAGGAAGCCUGUGUACACAGGAAAGUAGUAGUGUCAGAAAGGAUGAUAAUCGUCUUGAGAGUCUGCUACAAGCAGAGAUGGUGGCAAUGGAUACCCCAAAUCCAUACAUCCAAUAGCCGGGUGUGGAAUAAAUUCUUUAUCAUAGAUACGUUAAUGGGUACAAUAUUAUACCCAUCAGUAGACGGGUGCAAGAUGGAUGCGGGUAUAGAUAUAUAUUAGCUAUCUAUGGGUAAUUUUUACCCACCUCAUCUAUAUAUAUAAUCUACUCAAUUAAGUACAUAUAAAUAUAUAUUAGCUAAAAAUAAAAUCAACUUACAUAUCUCUACAAC